AUACACGCGAGUGUGUCAGUGAUUACAGUUUACAGUCUAGCUGCUUUUUAGCGUUUGUAUGUUACUAUGGAUAUAAACGCUACUUUCAGCGUUUGUUUCCUGGGACAGUGCAUACUAUGUGCAUUUAAUUAACAAAGGACUUGUAUGAUUAUCGUGGCUGGUUCUAUAACGUUUCAAGUUUCAGCUCUAGUUUUUUUCAACCUCGUAUUACCUUUCAAAUUGUUUUACUGUUGUUAAACUGGUAGCCGGGAAUCAAGGGCUCUUUUAAACCGUUUUGCCUUGUGAAAUCAACAAUGGUUCGGUACCUGAUUCAAAAUUAAAAUUACAAAGAAGGGUAGUAGUCUUUAAUACUACUGCCUGAUGCUGCAUUUAUUAAUUAAAUAUGAGCUGGUUUCCUUGUAGCACAUAGGCAGCAUAGAUAUAUACCUAGUAUAUUCUGAUUAAGCGUCUAUCAUGGCAGAGAGAGAAGCAGAAAGUGAAAAGUCGAAGACGGAGGCAGCUUCUACUCCUGUGAUUUCGGAGCAGGAAAGGGAAUGGGCACAGGCAGCAUUAGCGGACUUUAAUAAAGGAAAUUUUUCGUCAUGCAUUCAAUACCUAGCAAAAUUAGAAGCGGCUCGACCACAGGAUAUUAAAGUGUUGCAUAACAAAGCAGUGGCAGAGUAUUACAAAAGUGAACUAAAGAAAACGGAUCUAUUCCGCAAAAAUAUGAAUUUAGUUUGCUCUCAGGCUCAUAUCAACAUUGAAGACCUGGAUUCAUUAGAAGAUGUAGAACAUUGUGUUAUAUAUUAUAACCAAGCUGUUCUCUUAUACCACCUGAAGCAGUAUCAUGCAGCACUCAAAAUCAUGAACAAAAUUUUCAGCUUUAUUGAGCCAAUGGAAGAAAGUCUUGCCCAUCGUGUGUGUCUUCUUGUUGUUGAGCUGCACUUAUGCACUUAUCAGCCAGAGAAAGCUUUGACCCUGAUUGCAUACAUUGAAAACCAGUUUGUUUCAACAGACACUGUAAUAUCUUCUGAAAAGGAGAUUAAACCUUUAGAAAAGGAACACAAAGAGAAAAAGACUGUUUCAGUUGAUGCAGCUACAGAUGCAUUCCAUUUGAAAUUAUUACAGUACAGAGCUCGUUGUUUCCUUCUCACUCACACUUUGAAAGCAUGCAAAAGGGAAAUUAAGAACUUAGUUACAUCUGGAGGAAGGACAAUGGCAACUGCUUUUCUGAAAGGGAAUCUGGAAUAUCUGAGAGGAAAUUACAGAAAAGCUAUAAAAGCCUUAAGCUCUGUCCCACAGAACACACUAGCAUUCAAGGAUUGUGGUGAAUCUACUUCAGUGUUGUUUUAUAACAACAAUGGAUGCAUUCAUCAUUAUAUGGGCAAACCAAAUCUUGCCUGCUUUUACAUGCAGAAAGCUUUCCAGGAAAAUGAAAAUGCCUUGAAUAGCCUGUCGAAACCAGAACCUGUGGAACCAUAUUCUGGCAGGCCUCUGUUUACACUGGGCUCAUCUCGUUUCUAUGAACUGAAGUACAAUCUAGGCAUUUGUCUUCUGCAUGCAGGAAAAGCUGUUCAGGCAUUUGAUUGCCUCAUUGAUGCAGUCCAAGUGUAUCAUAUGAACCCAAGGCUAUGGCUGCGUCUUGCUGAGUGCUGUAUUAUGGCACAUAAAUCUAGUAAUGAGCAUGACUUCAACAUCCAUGCGCGACGGAAGGAUCUAGUGCAAAAAGUUAUCGGUGCUGGCUGCCAUCGGAAAAUUGUACUGGCCUCAUCGCUCAAUGCCAGUGAACAGCACGCACAGCAAGAGAAUCAGUCUCCGUCUGUUCCUUCUAUUACACUGGAAUUUGCAGCCCUCUGCCUUCGCAACACAUUAGUUCUUCUCCCAGCACUUGAUGCUGCCAGCAGCAUUGUUCCUCCUCUUACAACUGAUACAGUCUCAGUAACAGACAAUACAGUUUCAGGUGAAACUUGCUCUGCAGGUGCAGGUGCAAAUGGCCUUGACGGCAUACCACCUACACCAGCUGGAGUUUAUGCUGCACCUACAGCCCCAAUGGCACAACAUGAGGUAGCGUCAUUACGAUGUUCUACACUAGCAGCAGCUGCAUAUGUGUCUUUGUGCCUGGGAGAUUUUAUAACAGCUCUACAGCAUAGUAGAAAUUUGCUUAAACAGCCUCGUCUCUCAGGAGCACAUCAAUUGUUGGGGCAUCUUUACUGUGCAGAAGCUCUUAUACUUCUCGACAAGAUUUCUGAAGCUGUUGAACAUCUGCAGCCAGACUGUGUGAAGGAUUUGUCCCUUAUUUCACCAGCUGUAGAAAAGGAAGGUGAAAAGGAUAAAUAUGAUGUAAUGACUGACCAGUCAAAACCAUUAAAACAAUGGUUUCCAACGUCAGUCCCAACAGCUAGGGUGGUGCUACAGUAUAAUUUAGCAGUUGCUUUUGCUAUUCGUGGAGAACUGGACAAAGCUGGUGAAACACUAAAACAGGUCUGGAUGUCUAAGAGCCCAUCUUGUGAUGUUCCUAUACAUGCUAUAAUGCUUGCACUCUACAUAGAAUUGCAAUUAGGUCAUGCUGAUGUUGCAAGGUCUAUCCUGAAACAACAUUCACCACAAUAUAGAUGAAUGCAGUACAGGGUAAUUGCUGUUUUGUGGACAAUGCAUGGUCCAGUCCAACUUUUUCCUCAGUUAUUCACAUGAAUGCCACAUAAGCUGUGUAAAGUAAGUAAUAUUGGUAUGAAGAAAGUUACACUUCUGUUGCAAUUUUAUACAAAAAUGCUUGUUAACAGUGAUAUAGAACAAGUGAUGAAAUGGAAUGUAAAAAUGUUUCUGUAUUUAUAUUCAGUAUGUCACUAUUUUCUGUUUCCUCCUACCAACCCACAGAAUCCUUUGUGUGUGUGUGUGUGUGUGUGUGUGUGUGUGUGUGUGUGUGUGUGUGUGUGUGUGUACAUACACAUACAUAUGUGCACAUGUGUGUGCGUGCGCGU
Molecule: messenger RNA, 2957 nt
Organism: Schistocerca americana (American grasshopper)
Lineage: Eukaryota; Metazoa; Arthropoda; Insecta; Orthoptera; Acrididae
Gene: Not10
Product: CCR4-NOT transcription complex subunit 10-B
Exons: 13
Coding region: 454-2595 (713 amino acids)
Biological process (GO): negative regulation of translation; mRNA catabolic process
Cellular component (GO): CCR4-NOT complex
Molecular function (GO): protein binding
Source: RefSeq, a predicted model, not a curated record